Messenger RNA from Hypomesus transpacificus, 3321 nucleotides. Its product is annotated as zinc finger protein 862-like. NCBI's taxonomy places the organism in Eukaryota, Metazoa, Chordata, Actinopteri, Osmeriformes, Osmeridae. Bases 1188 to 3194 code for a protein of 668 amino acids. The record is from RefSeq and is a predicted model, not a curated record. Gene Ontology annotation, molecular function: protein dimerization activity. The transcript is spliced from 12 exons.
UGGCGGCACUCACUGGGUAAUAGUUUAUCAACUGGUAGGUAUUGAAUACAAUACUUUUAUCACUACUAGACACAUUUAUAAUGAAGUAUUGGUGUUUCUUUGUAAAAGAGGUAAUGUUAUUAUAGGUGACAGUGACAGUUUUUGCCAUUCCUAAUGUUUGAUCAUUCAUUAUCAUUCCACAAAUUUGCCUUAAUGUUUAUCCAAAAUCUCAGGUUGGCUGUGACAGCUGCCUCAGAUGGUUCCAUCAGUGUUGUUCUCAAAUCCAACUGACAGGAAUAUGUCUGUGCUGCCUGCCGUAAACAGCCCUGAUCUGUUUUCAUGAUCAAGCCACAAACUUGUUAAAACUCUUAUUUAAAUUAUCACAAUUUGUGUCUUUUUUUCUACCUUUUGUUAAAUAUAUCAUUAUAGUUUUUUUGUUUAAAAUAAAUGUGAUGGAACCAAUCAAAAUGUCAUCAUUUUUUAUAUGUUUUUCACUAGCCAGUCACAUAGGGAAGGUCCAGACUUGGCGUACUAAAACCAAGCACCGUACAUUGCAAGUUAGAAGAUACUAACUAGGCUGUGGGAAGCAGGAUCUAUAAAAUUGAUAUGAUUGUAAACACAAAACAGUUGUGUGGCAAGUAGUUUACUGAGAGGGAAAUAGAAGUUGAAUUCUGGUAGGAGGGACCUGUGAGCAGGGGCCUUUUUAGAACUUUUUUAGUAAGUAGCCUAUAAUAGCAAGUAGCCAACAACGUAAUCAAGAAUCAGAAGAUAUUAGUUUUACUAAAAGUGAUAUGUACAAAUGAAUACAAAGAAGGAUUGCUCGCUUUAACCAGACAGUGACAAUGAUAACAGCAGUGUUUCCCACACAUAGACUAUUUCGUGGCGGUGCGCCACAGGUUAAACACCGGCCGCCACACAUUGAGUUUCGUUUUUUUUACGCUAUUACGUACACGCAGCGUACUCGUUCAGUUGCAUUUCCUCUCCCUCAGUGUCUGUCACUCACGCGUCUCACAUACAAACGCACAAACAGCCCCUCCCCUCCGUGCACACCACGUCUGUCUCGCGUGUCAUGAAAACGAGAUCAUCCUAUUUGGCCUAUUUGGUGCAGAGAAGACGGCUGGCGAAAGUUUACGAAAGCAGACAGGACUUUGGCAACAUCCAAAGGCACCAAACACAGGGGCACUGGAUUCAACCCUGAGUGGUUGAACAUGCUUCAGUUCAAGCCAUGGUUGUACCACACACAGCAUGGGAUGUUUUGUAGACUGUGCAGGCAUCACAAGCCUGCACCCAAGAAAGGUGCCACAAAGAGGGCUUUUGUUGAGUUCGGGGCCAAUACCUACAGGCAAGACUAUUUGGAGCGGCACAUCACCAAAGAGCACCACCAGGAAAGCAUCAGAUGCCAGGCAUCACUUGCAUCCGGUGUCUCUGUAAUGGACUCGUUUGAGCCUACUAUUGUGCUAGAGCACGAGGCCGUCAUUGGUGGCUUCAAGUGUCUCUAUUGGCUGGUAAAAAAUGAAAAGGCCCACCACACCAACUACUCAAAGCUUCUGAGCCUGGCAGAGCUUUUGGGCUGUGAUUACUUUAAGAAGUUAAAGAUUGACCACAGGAACAAUUACAGGUCUCAUAGAAUAAUUGAUGAGAUGCUUGAGAUUUUAUCUCAUGAAAUUGAGGAGCCUAUUCUGAUGGCCAUAAGAGCAUCACAGGCAAUUAGCCUGGAAAUAGACGAAAGCACAGAUGUGUCUGUGUCCAGGCAGCUCGAUCUGCAUGUCAGAUACAUGGAUAAAGAGGGAAAAGUAGUGAACCAAUUUCUGGAUCUUGUCACUGUUCCGGAUGGAAAAGCUGACACCAUUGUGUCAGCUGUUAAAAAAGUGCUACUAGAGAAAGGUAUCCCAACAGAGAGGCUGUAUGGGCUCGGGACUGAUGGGGCAGCCGUAAUGACAGGGCGUUUGAAUGGGGUUGCAAAGCAGCUAACUGACAGCUUCCCCAAACUUGUGACCGUGGCCUGUGCUGCCCACAGACUGGCCCUUGCCUGCAAAGAUGCAUCAAAUGAUGUGAAAUACAUGGCCACUUUCAGAAACCACUUGCAGGACCUCUACCUGUAUUUUAGAAACAGUGCAAAUCGUACUGCCACUCUCAAGGCUGCAUCCAUAACCCUGGGUGUCAGUGACUUGAAGCUUAAGGAAGUGAAGGACACACGCUGGCUCUCACAGCACAAGGCCAUUGAGACCCUACAGAGGAACCUGAGUGCCGUCCUUGGAGCCUUGGCAGAGGAGGCAGAGGUGCGCAAAUGUCCUGGGGCAAAGGGACUCUACACAUUCUGUGCUACGUACAGAUUUGUGGCUGCCGUGUACCUCCAGGCCGAUGUUUUGCCCCACCUCGCCUGCCUCUCUAAAAUCUUUCAGAAAGCACAUGUUAAUUUCUUACAUAUCAAAGAGCAGGUUCCUGUGACAAUCCAGACUCUAAAAAAUAUAAAUGAGGCUGGACAAACUCCACUCCCUGGAUCCUUCUUGUCUCGCCUCCAUGAGGAUCUUGAUGAUCCCCAAGGACUUGGAGCCUUUAACAUUCAGCACGAGGAGGAGAGGGAUAGGAGAGGGCGAGAGGUCCAAGAUGAGUCACGGGUGGGGAAAUGGGCCAGAUUCCAGCGAGAGAUCAUUCACCCGUACAUAACCGGCCUGGUAAAAAAUCUGGAGAAGAGAUUCCAUAAUCUGGACAUCCUUGGAGCCUUCCAUGUCUUGGGGCCACAGUCAGCUACUCUAAAAGAUGACACAGUGAAUAUCGCUCAUCUGCAGACUCUUUCAAGGAAAUGUUGCCCUCAACAUGAGAAGGAAGUAGUUCAGGAGUGGCUCUCGUUCAAGAACCAUGUCCUUACUGGGAUAUUCAAGAACAAGAACCAGGAGGAGCUCUUGAGUUUACUGGCAAGUGAAUUUGAUGAGUGGGCCAACCUCUACCCCUGCCUGAGCCUUCUUGCGAGCAUUGCUCUGGUUAUCCCUGUUUCCUCAGUCAACUGCGAACGGGAUUUCUCCACAAUGAACAGAGUGAAAACAGACCUCAGGAACCAACUACAGAGAGAACACCUGGCAGCUUGCCUGAGGAUCUCCAUCAAUGGACCAUCUCCUGAAGCCUUCCCGUAUAAUAGGGCAUUAGAAACUUUUUUUAGCAAGCCCCGCAAAAUACGUUGCUCCAACAAAAGUUGCAGACUUUGCUACAAGAAGUAGUAUAGGGUGUGACGUGUACUGUACUAAAGUUUAGGGAAGUUGUGUAUAGUGUGAAUAAUAUAGUUCUAUAUUUAGUGAUGUGUUUUUUUAUAUGACGAGGCCCCCCCCCCCCCCCCCCCCCCCCCCC